AUGAACAGGGAUUUGGAUUUGGUGAAUUCCGCCCUUAUGGCCAAGUUGGUAAGGCGCCACACUAGUAAUGUGGAGAUCCUCAGUUCAAAUCUGAGUGAGGGCAGUUUUUUUUUAAAUGCCAAGAACAGUCCAAAUAGCAUUGCAACAUGUACAAUUUCCGGUGGGGACCUUAAAGAGCCACUCACUGGCGAAGAAAAGAAGUUUUACAGCCAGAUCUUCAAGACCUUGGACCUCAAGCACACGGGCUCGCUUUCUGGACUGGCAGCCAAGCCAUUGUUGGAGGCGUCCAACUUGAGUCCUCCAAUUCUCGGCGAGAUCUGGAAUAUUGCAGACCCUGACAACAAGGGGGUUCUGGAUCAGUUCGGGUUCUGUGUGGCCAUGAGACUGAUUGGCCAUGUCCAACACGGAGCAACUCUGACUGCCGACCUGUAUCAGUCGGCUCCUUCCCAGCUGGCCAGAUUCAACACAAUUCCAAUUAGCCACACUGGUGGAAGUUUGCCUUCCAACAACACAGGCUCGCGGAUCUCGUCGGCCUCGUCUGUGGACUCGCAACAGGUGGUUGUUCCAGUGCUGUCGCCACAGCAGGCGCAGAACUUUGGCGCCAUGUUCGAUAAGUCUGCUCCAAGCGGCGUUCUUCCCGGCCUGCAAGCAAGAGACAUCUUCCUCAAGGCCAGACUGCCGACCCCGAUUCUGGAGAAGAUCUGGAACCUGGUGGACCAGAGCCAGUCCGGCCAGCUCAAACGGCCGCAGUUCAUCGUGGCAAUGCACCUGAUCCAGAGCUUUUUGAGCAAAUCCAUGACCAUCCUGCCAACCGUCAUCCCAGACCCUAUUUGGGCCGUGGCCAACAGUCCGUCGCAACCACAGUCUCCAAUCCCACAUCAACUGUCGGGCGGAUCUACUGGAUCAGGCUCCACCAACCUCAACACCUGGAUCAUGUCUUCUCAGCAGAAACAGCAGUACGGUGCAGUGUUCGACAACCUGGACAAAUCAAAGACUGGCAAGAUCUCUGGCGACGAGGUGGCCAAGUUCCUGAUGACCUCCAAGCUUCCAAACGACACAUUGGCCACGAUUUGGGAGCUUUCCAACUUGGAUGGCUCCGAUUCGUUCAACAAACAGGAGUUUUCCAUUGCUAUGUACUUGGUCCAGAAAAAGAUUUCUGGCUUCGACCUGCCUCCAGAGACUCCUGCCCAAUUGCUGCAAACAAGCACCGUCACCGAACUGCCAAGAAGCUCGACGGUGCCUCCUCCGUUGCCUGCGUCUCCAACUGCUCCUGUGCAGAACGUCAACUCGGCAAAGUCGCAUCUCGACGACUUGCUCGACGUUUUUGGACAACCAGCUCGCACGGAGUCGGCAAGACCAGCUGUUCCUCCAGUUCCGGCUUCGAGAUCUGUUCAGCCUGAGUCUGGUGCCUCUGGACAGCGUUCAGGCUUCGUUCCAACGUCAAACUUUGGUCGCCAGCUCCAGACCCAAAACACUCAGGAACCACAGUCCUCUGACGACGAGGAUGGACCUGAGGAUCUGGACAAGAAGCCAGUCAGAGCCACACCGCCUGUGAUUCCAGGACGUGCCCAAAAGCCUCACUUUGACGACGCUGACACGCGGUCUUCUCCUGUUCCUAAAGAGUCUUCUGGUCCUAACUACGAAGCCUUGAGAACGGUGGGAAGUCCUCAGCCUUCGUCUCAGGAACGGGCGUUCACGUCAACUCCGUUCACUCAGCAGACCACUGGAAGUUUCUCCGAUUCCGGAGCGUCUCCUCAACUGACCUCUGGAUUCAGCAACCAGCCGCAAUUGACCGGCCAGGCGGCUGCUACCGACAGAGAAGUUUCUAACAAGCUGUCGCAGGCUUCUGUGGACAUCGCCAACUUCUCCAACCAAAUCAACUCGCUGACGGUGCAAACCACCAACGUGAACUCCAAGAGAGACAAGGCCCAGAAGGAGCUGUCGAGAAUCAUGAAGGUCAAGGAAGGAAUCGAGGAGAAGCUCGCCCAGCUCAAGACUCUGUACGAGCGUGAAGUUCAGCAAGUCCAAGAGGUGGAGAGUGUUUUGAUCACGUCUCGCAACGAAUCUGAGUCGUUGAAGCAGGAACUUGCUUUGGCCGAGGCCAACUACCACUCUGAGCAGUCAAAGUUGCAGAAGCUGCAACUGGAGGUCGAGGAGACACAAAAGGCCAACCAGACCACCAAGGAAAGACUCGGUGUUCUGAACGCCGAGUCCAUCGACCUGAACCAGCAGAUCGAGUCGUUGUCCCAGAAACUGAAACAGACUCACAACAUGCACGCGGUUGCCAGCCAGCAAGUUGCUUCCCAGGAACAGGAGAACAACCAGCUCAGGUCCAAGAUCGAAUCUAUCACGCAAUCUAUCAAGGACAUUGAACUCAAACACUCACAGCUACUUACGAGAUCCAACGAAUUGGAGGACGAGAACUACGAUCUACACCAGCAACACGGCAACUAUAGCGCCCAGUUUGCAGAGAAGAACCUGAACUUUAGCACUGCUCUUGCCUCUGGAGCCGCUGUGCUGGGCGGCGGAGCUGCUGCUCUGCUCGCUGCUACCCAUGGCGGACACAAGUCUGAGGAGUCUGAGAAGGAACAGGCCAAGGAGCCAGCACAAGAUGAAGAAGUUCCAACCGCGUCGUUGGACAAUUUCGACGACAACGACUUCUCUGUGCCUAGUGCCGAGGAGCUGAGAAGAAAUGCCACCGAGUCGGUUUCCAACACCACCGGUUUCGAUUCGUCCACCAAGUCCAGAUCGGAGCCAGCUACUUCGCAGACCUCGGAACUGGACGACGGGUCGCAGUCGCAACAGCAGUUCUCUCUUCCGUUCGGUAUCCCCCACUCUGAAACGUCUUCCAUCCAGAACAAUCCGUCUCAGUCUGUGAGAGGAGACUUCGACGUGCCAGACUCCCCAACCUCCACCAUUGAAGAGGAGGCCGCUCCUCCAAUUCCUGUUCUGAGCUCGCAAGUGCUGCCAGAAGGCGAGGAGGUCACCGAGCCUAUCUCGUCGAACGACAACGGCGAGUCUUUCGAGAUGGUCGACCACGACGACGCCAAGGAGUCUGCUCUGCGCGACGUCUCGGCUCCUCAGUACACCAUGCCGGGAAGCAUGCCGGGCGAGUUUGCAGGAAUCACCGAGUCCCAGGACACAGUCUCCAAGGCCACUACAGAAGUCUCUGGAACCACCGAGGCAGGCGAGCCGGCUGCUCCAGUUGAAGAAGAGGACGAUUUGUAUUCACCAGCUACAAAAGCAGUGCAUCCUGAAGGAUCCACCUCCGAGCUGCCAACUCCAGACGAGCCAACCGCAGGAUUCCCUAAGCAGACUCCUUCGCUUGACGACCUGAAGCCGGCCGACGAGGAGUCCAGCGACAACGAGGAGUUCCACGACAGCAUUUCGAGUCCAACGAGAUUCAACGCGGGCGAGGAGCCAAGGGAGCCAAAGGUUGCCGACAAGUCGACAAAUCCAUUCUCCGCAGCCAAAAACACAGACAUGUUUGACGAUCUGGGACUCGAAGAGGCACAUGCCGAAGACUCCUUCAACACCUCGCAAUUUGACAACUUCAACAGCUUCGACGGGUCUGCUCCAGGCUUCUCUGUUUCGGAGCCAGUUGGCGGUGCCGACGCUGGCCAAGCAGGUGCUGCUGCCAAUGACGACUGGGAGCAGGUGUUUGCUGGUUUUGGAAAUGAUCCAAACUUGCAACCAGCAGUGAACGAGUUCGACAGCCCGCCUGUCUACCAGGCCAACGAAAGCGAUGCUCAUACUGCUGCUGCCAAGAGCGAUGUCCCAGAUAGCACGGCUGCUUUCAGUCAGAGCCAGCAAAUGGCCAUUGACGAGCUCGAAGGCAUGGGAUUCGACGAGGCCGCUGCGGUCAACGCGUUGCAGAAGAACAAUUGGCAGUUGGACCUGGCCACAAACUUUUUAUUGGACUCUGCCUAA
Molecule: messenger RNA, 3930 nt
Organism: Ogataea philodendri
Lineage: Eukaryota; Fungi; Ascomycota; Pichiomycetes; Pichiales; Pichiaceae
Exons: 2
Coding region: 1-3930 (1309 amino acids)
Biological process (GO): endosomal transport; endocytosis
Cellular component (GO): plasma membrane; cytoplasm
Molecular function (GO): protein binding; calcium ion binding
Source: RefSeq, a predicted model, not a curated record